Bacillus rossius redtenbacheri is the source of this 993-nucleotide messenger RNA. Its product is annotated as tetratricopeptide repeat protein 12-like. The coding region runs from base 27 to 848 and encodes 273 amino acids. Gene Ontology annotation, cellular component: cytoplasm; centrosome. The transcript has 6 exons. Gene Ontology annotation, biological process: axonemal dynein complex assembly; sperm axoneme assembly. Gene Ontology annotation, molecular function: protein binding. NCBI's taxonomy places the organism in Eukaryota, Metazoa, Arthropoda, Insecta, Phasmatodea, Bacillidae. The record is from RefSeq and is a predicted model, not a curated record.
UCCGCACAAACAACGAUUGAACAUUGAUGUGCACUAAACAUCCACCAUGCAUCAUUAAUAAAGAAUCUCAUUUCCAUGACAACCACUAUAAUCACUAUUGCUGUCAACAAAUGCUACAAUUAAACAAGUUUGAAAAACCAUUAAGGAUGGAUUCAGAUUUUGAAGAGUUCAUGCUUAAAGUGGAAAAUAUAGAGUCCAUCGUGCGCGGGUUGCAGUCAACGAACAGAGAUGAGGUCGAGGUGGCAACUCGUCGUGCCGAGGCCCAUUUGAACCAGGCGGACUGUCACCCCAGCACUGGGAAUCAAACAGAGGGUCGUACCAGCACCAGAGACGGUGCUGGCGACUCAAAGAUAAGGUGCGACAGGACUGCGAUAAACAAGUGGUCGGGCGGGCCAUCCCAGCAAGACUCCCUUUCACCAGAGGCGUUCAUGAAGCAGGUGGAGCAAGACGCUCAGGACAGAGCCGCGGACAGAGAGCGUCGCAAACAAUUGUCGGACUCGUACGAAGCCAGGGGUGACGAGGCUUUCAAAAGGCAGGACCACAUUAAGGCGCUGGACAUGUACGACAAGGCGAUAGGCGAGACGAGGCACAGCGGCGCGCUGCACGAAAAGCGAGCGCGGGCUAGCCUGGGUCUCGGGCUGAGCCUCCGCGCGCUGGAGGACUGCGACCGAGCCCUCGGCCUGCCCGGCGCGGGCCUCGGGGCGCGCCUGGUCCGGGCCCGGGCGCUACACAACCUGGGGCGGGCCGGCGAGAGCGCGGACGCCGUCCGGGAGGCCCUGGAGCGGCACCCCGGCGAGGCGGGCUUCAUACGAGAUUAUGUCUCCAAGUUCAGUAGCAUUACUGAAUAAGAACAGUAGUUGCAGCAUACAAGCACUGCCGUAUUAUAUUCCAAAUUCAAACAUUGUUUUCUAUUUAUGUGUGUUUAGAAGAAAUACUUGUAACAGAUUGGCAGUGUUGCUUUGUCAAUGAAAAUUAAUUACAAAUAAAUUAUAA